AUGGUUUUCUUUGGUCCCUGUUGGUCAGUUGAUUCGCUUCCAGAUUUCUCUGGAAAAUCUGUUUUUAUUACUGGUGGAAACACAGGUAUCGGUAAACAUACGGUCACUGAAUUGGCCAGAAAGAAUAUGGGCAAGAUCUAUCUCGCUGGUCGAAACCCCACUAGAUGUGAAGCAGCUAUUGCUGAGAUCAAGAAAGAAGUCCCAAAUGCCAAUAUCGAAUAUGUCAAAUUGGAUGUGUCUAAGCUUGAUGAUGUGAAACAAGUUGCUGAAAAGUUUGUAAAUGAGCACACGUCGCUUAAUUAUCUGGUUAACAAUGCUGGUAUUAUGGCCACACCUUAUGAGUUGAACAAUGAUGGGUAUGAGAUGCAGUUCGCUACUAAUUAUAUGGGACAUGCUCUAUUGACACGAAUCAUGCUCCCACUCCUAGAAAAGACAGCUAAAGAUGGAGACGAGGUAAAGAUUAUCAAUGUUUCAAGCUUUGCACACAAUUUUGCUCCUAGAGUGGGUAUUAAUUUUGAAGACGUCAACCUGACUAAAGGCAGUGUCUGGGAUAGAUAUGGUCAGUCAAAGCUUGCCAACAUCCUCCUCAACAACGAGUUGACAAAGCGAUAUCCCCAGAUAAAGUCAUACUCUCUUCACCCUGGUUUUGUUAGAACCGAUUUGUAUGACGGUAUGAACUCUACUUAUGGUAUUCUUGGUCGCAUCGCCAAUGCUGUUACUAAACCAUUCUAUAUUACACCAUACAAUGGUGCCAUCACUACACUUUACUGCUUCUCAGUUGAAGCCAACGACAAAGCUGGUGAGUACUUGGUACCAUAUGGUAAAGUCGGCUCCCUGACUAGAAAUGCAAAGAACCAAGAACUGAGCUCUAAAUUGUGGGACUGGACAACCAACGAGCUUACGAACAAGCACUAUAUUUGA
Messenger RNA from Sugiyamaella lignohabitans, 921 nucleotides. RefSeq names its product Env9p (gene ENV9). Lineage: Eukaryota; Fungi; Ascomycota; Dipodascomycetes; Dipodascales; Trichomonascaceae. Bases 1 to 921 code for a protein of 306 amino acids. The record is from RefSeq and is a predicted model, not a curated record. The transcript has a single exon.